AUGUCAACAACCAUCUCAUCCCAACAACUUCCUUCAGUCGUCAUUGACAACGGAUCAGGCUUCAUCAAAGCAGGUAUUGCUGGCUACGAAUCUCCCACCACUCGUUUCUCCAACAUUAUCGGCAAAGCCAAAGAUUGUUCCGUUCUCGUUGGAACUGUCAAUCGAGAAUUCUAUGUCGGACAAAGUGCCCAAUCGAAAAGAGGUAUUUUACAACUUUCAUACACGAUGGAACAUGGUUUAAUUGAAAAUUAUGAUGCUUGGGAAUCUGUCAUUUCACACACGUAUUACAGUGAAUUGAAAUUGGCACCUGAAGAACAACCAUUAUUGAUGACAGAUGCUCCAUUGACUCCAAAAACACAACGUGAAAAGAUGACUGAGAUUUUAAUGGAGAAAUUGGAGGUUCCUGCGUUUUAUUUGGGAAUUCAGGGAGCUUUGGGUUUGAUGGCAAGUGGAAGAUUGACUGGAGUGUGUUUGGAUGUGGGUGAUGGUGCUACCAAUGUUGUGCCCAUGUAUGAUGGUCAAUUACUUCUCAAUGCUGUACUCAGAUUGAACAUUGCAGGACGUGACGUGACUGGAUAUUUAAUGAAAAUGUUAAGUGAAAAAGAUUACAAUUUUCACACCACUUCCGAACACGAAAUUAUUAGAAAUCUCAAAGAACAACACUGUUAUGUUGCAUUAGAUUUCCAAGAAGAAUUAGAAAAGGCAGAUGAAAGUUCAUCUCUCGAUCAAAACUAUGAAUUACCGGAUGGAACCAUCGUGACUGUCAAUUCAGAACGAUUCCGAGCUCCUGAAGUUCUCUUCUAUCCUCAACUCAUUGGAAUGGAAUCUUCAGGAAUUCACGAAGUGUUAUUCGAAUCCAUUUCGAGAUCACCCAUUGACGUUCGUAAAACUCUCUAUCAUAAUACAGUAUUGACAGGUGGAAGUACGUUGAUGGAAGGAUUGGAAGAUCGAUUGACGAAAGAAAUGACAGAAAUGGCUCCAUCCUCAAUGGAUAUUCGUGUGGUCGCUACUCCUAAUAGAGAAAAUUUGACAUGGAUUGGUGGAAGUAUAAUGGCAACAUUGUCUUCAUUCUUUAAUAUGUGUAUUACUAAGGAUGAGUAUUAUGAACAUGGUGCAGAUAUUGUUCAUCACAAGGUUUUGAUUUAA
This is a messenger RNA of Naegleria lovaniensis, 1146 nucleotides long. RefSeq lists its product as uncharacterized. The transcript has 2 exons. The record is from RefSeq and is a predicted model, not a curated record. Bases 1 to 1146 code for a protein of 381 amino acids. Lineage: Eukaryota; Heterolobosea; Eutetramitea; Acrasida; Naegleriidae.